Messenger RNA from Paracoccidioides lutzii Pb01, 657 nucleotides. RefSeq lists its product as hypothetical. The coding region runs from base 1 to 657 and encodes 218 amino acids. The record is from RefSeq and is a predicted model, not a curated record. The transcript has a single exon.
AUGGCAUGGCGCCCGAACCGUGGUGGGAGCCAUUCAGCACAUCCACAUCCAACAUCCACAUCCACAUCCCAUCCACAUGCACUGAUUGGACCCGGGCAAGGGCCAAAGCCACAAGCAGGCUUGGAACCGAAACCGAGCCUGAGCACAAGAACCCAUAUCUUCCAGCGGCGAGCCACACGUUCGCGCGAACCAGGUACCGGGCGGGUAUCCGCCGACUCCGCUUGCAGCGUCCCAUGUUCCAUGCUUGCGAUGGUAUGGUGCGUUCGUUCCUCCAUCCUGUGGCCCGCGGCGACAUCCCACACGACGGCCCUCCGCCAUAUGUGUUCUGUGGCGUUUUCUGGCUUGGCGCGCUGGGGAGCACGGAAUAGGGGAUGGAAUAGGGGAGGAUUGGGCGUGGAUUGGACAUGGAUUUGGACGUGGAUUGGACGUUGGAUUGGGCUGGAUUGGGGGCCGGAGUCCGCAUUUGGGGCAUCCCAGGGGCGGCGAUUGGCUGGGUCAGAUACACUUUGGGUCGAGCAACGGUACGGCGGGGGGCGUUCCACACGUUCAGUGCGUUAUCUUGACCUUUUGACUGUUUGGAUGCACGAAAUGGCCGAGGUUCAAGAUUUCAAAAAUUCUCCUGCUGCACGAACCGGGCCCGUCGGGCUCUCGGGAUAA